AUGCAAGCGAUCAUCCCACUGAAUCAAGGAGUUUGUGAGGAUGCAAGUUCAACCUCACUCAUGACCAAUGAUACCUCUCCUAUGAACAACAAAAACCUCACCAAUAUGUUGAGUUCAUCAAAUACGAAUACUACAUCAUCAUCCGAUGCUUUAAACAAUAUUACAAAUCAUGUGAUUCAAGAAAUCAUUCAAAAGAAUAUAUCAUCAGGCCAUCACAUGCCAUCUUAUGUAAAUAAUGCUAGCUAUUUGUACAUGAUUUUAUCGUUUUUUGCAAGAAUUAUUUCCAAUGUCAUGAUAUUGCUGUUAUUGAUGACAAUCUUGCUGAUAUUGUUUCCUUCUCUGUUGAAACCAUUGCAGUAUGCUUUUCAAUCUAUUUUGAUAACAUUUAGGACAAGUAUCGAUACAUUAUUCAAUUUAAAAGAUAUAUUAGAAAAGGCAUAUCAACAUGAAUGCGAAGAAAAGGCUAAACAAGCAUCAUCUCAAACAUCUUUUAGGUCCAACAACAUGAAAUCCGAGCCAACAACUGAGACGACAAAGCCAUUAGAACCAUCCGAUCAACUUCCAAAAGUUCGACCAUCAGAAAAAAAAGUCGUACGAUUCGACAUUUCCACUCAGAUCGAUGAGAGAGAUUUGGAGACGCUAGAAAUGAGAGGAGGACCUUUUGGAAGAAAAUAUCGUUCAAUACGAAAGGAUUUUGACACAAGCGAUUCAACCAAUCAGACUGAUGACGGUCAUUACAGGGUUCCUAAUGCUUACGAAUUUGUCAAUUCUCUCCAUACUUCUACAGCUCCUAGUGCCAUCGAAAAGGCCAAAUCAAAAGAACAAUCAAAAAAAGAAUUGAGAAGACAACGAAAGUAUGCAGAUAAAAAGAAGUAUGAAAUGGCCGAUAGUAGGGAUCUAAGAAAGUUAUACAAUGAAAAGAUGCAAGAUCAAAAAAUUGAAAAACCAGAGUCUGAAAAGACCCCACAAGAGCCUCAAAGUGACAAUUUUGAUAAAAAGGAUCACGAACAAGAAGAUGAGAGAUUAAUGAAGAAUAAUUGGAAACGAAUUUCAAUCAGUUAUGGAAACUUGAAAACAACAGAUGCAGAAGAUUUUGAUAAUACCACAACCACUGACAGUAUUAAUUAUUCUUCUGAUGAAGACAAGACAGAGCAUGAUCUAAUUUCCAAGAGAGAUGAAACAAUUAAUGAACAACUCGUCACUGUGGUUGAUGAUGAAUCUUUGAACAAACAAGAGUCUCUUGGAGAAAAGAAAAAACGUGAAAGUUCAGGAGAAUAUGAUUUCAGACAACUCACCUUUGAAUCUCAAUCGUUGGAUCAACCAAUUGCUGUUCACAAAAAUUUGAAGCAAAUCUUUGAUAGCAUCAUUGAUAAGGACGAUUUAUUUCGACAAAAUUAUAAUCCUACUCAAAUUAGUGCUAAAUCUCAAGCUGUCUAUUUUAGAUAUUCAAUUCUGACUCAAGUUCCCAUUCAAUCAUUGGUUGAUGGAAGCAAUAUAUCAUUGUUGGAUCUUUCUAAUAACUAUAUAUCAUCAAUUCCAACAUGGUUUGCAACAACGUUAAAGUCUCUAACCUAUUUAUUCCUCCCUAAUAACUAUUUGUAUGAACUACCAGAAAAUUUUUGUGAAAUGAAAAAGCUCAGAGAAUUAGAUUUGAGUCAUAAUGCAUUCGAGUACAUGCCAAGUGCCAUUUUAAAGCUGCCAAAUAUUAUUACCUUAGAUUUCAGUAAUAACUCAUUAUUACUCUUGCCUAAUGAUAUUUCAUUAUUGAAAAAUACUCUGACCGAUCUCAAUGUUUCAUAUAACGAGCUUCGAGAAAUUCCGGAUGAUAUUCGACAAUUGAAAAAGCUGAAAUAUUUCAAGUAUAACGAAAAUGAUUUAUUCUAUUACACAACAUCUCUCAUCCUUUCAAAAUUGGGAAUUGAAGAGGAUCUCAGGAUCAAGCCUCGAAAUAGAAGAAGAUCAGUAAAAGUAUCAAGCUAUCUCUUUGGUGGAGGCAUUACAGAAUCUUUUGGAGAAGAAGAUAGUCCAGAGAGUAAGAAGAUCAAUGAGCAAUAUCAAAUAUAUAUUCCCAAACGUCAGGUAUUGCUUCUACAACUGCUCAACUCUGAAAGUGAAUACAUAACACAUUUGAAUGUGUUAAAUGAUGUUCUCUAUACUCCAUUACUAGAAAAGUGGACAGAAUUCAAUAUUUCUCCCAAUGAGAAGGAAUAUAUUUUGCAUCCAAUAGUCCUUAGAAUCAUUCGACAUGCAAGAGAACUUUUUGUUGAUUUAAAAAGCAAAAUGCUUCCACUCACUCAAUCUAGGACCAUCAAAAAUGAGGACACCAUCGAAAUUUCAAAAGUAUUUUCAUCACACUUGGAGGAAUUCAGAGAAUUGUAUGUCAAAUAUCCAACAUUGUAUGAAAAUGCAGCUGCAGUGCUGAAUAAGCUCAGAAAAAAUAAUGAUGAUUUUGACAAGUAUCUCAAAGUAAGGAAAAGACUUCCAAUAUGUGGAGGUCAUCUCUAUGACUCGUUUUUGUUGCUUCCUGUUACAAGACUUUAUAGCUAUGUGAAAUAUUUACAAAAGAUACUCAGAUACACUCCUGAAUCUCAUUCAGACUUUAAGAACCUGCGAUUACUCGUACGAGAAAUGAGACACAUUCUUCAAGAACAGGAUGAAUAUUUCUACAGAAUUAAUAACAAAUACAAGCUUUUGGAGAUUGAAAAAAAGUUGAAGAUGCACGAACCUCUCCUAAAGCCAGGAAGAUUUUUCUUAAAAGAAGGAAGACUUAUUUUAGGUCAGAAUAAGGGAAUUAACAACUUUAAGAAAGAUGUCAUGAAUAGAUUGUAUAACAAGGGAACUAUUUCUGAUAUCAGAGGUCAAGUCUUACAAAACUGGGAUGCUGUGAAGAGUAAAUCUUUUGAAGAAUUGUUGGAGCUUAGAUUUACAGAAUUAUAUGUACAGGUUUACUUAAUGAGUGAUAUCAUCAUCAUCAAAGAGACAAACUUUGUUCAAAAAUUGGUUUCACGUUUCAACAUUUACCCCUUAAAAGGAGCCUCUGUUGUGUUGGGAGAGGAAGCACUUGGUUCUCAAGAAAUGGAAACUCUUGUUUCUCCUGGCCGAGACUCAAGUCCUGUGGUUGAUAUGACUCAUGCAAACUUUGAGAGUACAGAAACAAGCAAGGAUGACGAAAAAGAAGAACGAGAAUUCACAUUGAUCAUUAAUACACUUUCUAAACGAAUUCCACUAAGUUUUAUAUGUGAGAGCAAGGAUGAAUGUAUGGAAUGGUUUAAGGAAAUUGAAAAAGCAAUUCAAACUCUGGAAAGCAAACAUGAUGAGUCUGGAUCUGAUGAAAAACUGCUACAAUCUUAUGAGUUUGUGGAAUCUGGUGAACGAGAUACUACUUCCGACUUUUCUAACAAAUCAUUUCAUUGA
This is a messenger RNA of Naegleria fowleri, 3414 nucleotides long. RefSeq lists its product as uncharacterized. NCBI's taxonomy places the organism in Eukaryota, Heterolobosea, Eutetramitea, Acrasida, Naegleriidae. The transcript has a single exon. The coding region runs from base 1 to 3414 and encodes 1137 amino acids. Gene Ontology annotation, molecular function: guanyl-nucleotide exchange factor activity; protein binding. The record is from RefSeq and is a predicted model, not a curated record.